Messenger RNA from Peromyscus maniculatus bairdii (prairie deer mouse), 546 nucleotides. RefSeq names its product olfactory receptor 4F6-like. NCBI's taxonomy places the organism in Eukaryota, Metazoa, Chordata, Mammalia, Rodentia, Cricetidae. Gene Ontology annotation, molecular function: olfactory receptor activity; G protein-coupled receptor activity. The record is from RefSeq and is a predicted model, not a curated record. Gene Ontology annotation, cellular component: membrane. Gene Ontology annotation, biological process: G protein-coupled receptor signaling pathway.
AUGAAUGAAACAAAUUACACAGAGGUGUCUGAAUUUGUGUUUCUGGGACUUUCAACAUCUAGACCAAUACAACAGUUCUUCCUUGCCUUCUCUAUGGUGUUUUAUGUAGCCAUUGUCCUGGGAAACACCCUUGUUGUGCUUACAGUGGCCUUUGACCCACAUUUACAUUCCCCUAUGUACUUUCUUUUGGGAAACCUCUCAUUCAUUGAUUUAUGUCUUUCCACCUUAACUGUUCCCAAAAUGAUUUCUGACCUGUACUCUGGGCACAAUAUCAUCUCAUUCCAGGGCUGUGUCUUCCAGAUAUUUGUCCUUCAUGUCCUAGGGGGAUCUGAGAUGGUGUUGCUGAUAGCCAUGGCCUGGGACAGAUAUGUGGCCAUAUGCAAGCCCCUCCACUACCUGACCAUCAUGAGCCCACGGACUUGCCUAUUGCUUCUUUCUGGUGCUUGGAUCAUUGGGUUCCUGCAUUCAGUGGCCCAGUUAGCUUUUGUUGUCCAUUUGAGAUUUUGUGGUCCUAAUAAGAUAGAUAGUUUUUACUGUGAUCUUCCU